GUGCUACCUGCAACUUGCAACAGCUAUAGAAACUCUGCGGAUAUGCAAGCUGUGCCUUGGCACAGUUUCCAAUUGUGUACUACGAACGCGUCAUAACGCGUGCACCAAGAAAGCCGCCACUGAACGUCGUGCUAAAAAACUCAUUAAAAUACUAAGCUCCACGUUCGAAUAUAAAAAUGGAAACAAUGUCGAAUCCUUAUCCAAAAAAAAUGCACGACACUUACGAGGAUGAAGAAGAGAGGAAACACUUUCAACGUAUUGUUUCAGCUUUUAAAUAUUACAAAAAUCAUUCACUAUUAAGGGUUAAGAAAACAGAAUCAUAUUUGCUAUCACUUCCAGCUCAUCAUCAGAAGCUUUUGUCAAAAUAUAGAGAACAUCUGCAAGAAGUUAAAAGAUGUAUUGAAAAUAAUGAUGAGAUAAUUAAGCUUAUCAUAAAGGAUGUAGCACAUAUUUUUGAAAAUGUGAGCCCAGCUACUGCACAGACUGACAGUACAUUAAAUCCUCGUCCAGUAAUGGCUGAUCAAGAAAAGGUUCAAGCAACCAUUAAACAACUGGUUCGUGAUUGGAGCGUGGAAGGUACCGAAGAGCGAAUGGCGUGUUAUCAGCCUAUUAUAGAUGAAAUUAUGAAUCAAUUUCCUGUAGAUUAUUGUACACCAUCAGACGUGCAAAUUCUAGUACCUGGAGCAGGUUUGGGAAGACUAGCAUAUGAAAUUGCGAGACGUGGAUAUACUUGCCAAGGAAAUGAAUUUUCCCUUUUUAUGCUCUUUGCUUCUCAUUUUGUAUUAAAUAAAUGUAGAGGAGUAAAUUCAUAUCAAGUACAUCCGUGGGUACAUCAAUAUAUGAAUAAUUUAAAACCGGAACAUCAAACUCAAGCUGUGUUCUUCCCAGAUGUAAAUCCUAGUGAUCUUCCAGAAAAUGCGCAAUUCUCCAUGGCAGCUGGGGAUUUUCUGGAGGUUUAUACAGAAGACAAUCACUGGGAUUGUGUAGCCACGUGUUUUUUUAUAGAUUGCGCAAAUAAUGUUGUACAAUUUAUUGAGACUAUUUAUAAAAUUUUAAAGCCAGGAGGUAUAUGGAUAAAUCUUGGUCCACUAUUGUAUCAUUUUAGUGAUAUGCCAAUGGAAGAUUCUAUAGAACCAAGUUACGAUGUAGUUCGCGAUGUGAUUCACGGAUUUGGAUUUCAAUUAGAGAAGGAAGAAACGCGCGUAAAAACGCGAUAUGCACAAAACGUUAACAGUAUGUUGCAAUGUGAAUAUAAUAGUGUAUAUUUUGUUUGUCGAAAACCUAAAAGACACAUAGAUAAUAGCAAUGAUACUCUCCAAGUAUGGAAUUUCAAUCAAUUAGAAAACAAUGUUAAAAUCGAUGCAAAGAUAUUUGGAAUACGAAAUAUUAAAGACUUUGUCUUUACACAAAAUGGAAGAGCAAUGAUUAUAGUUGGCACUCAAAAUAAAAUUGCCAUUCUGAAUACGUGUAACUGGACUUUAAUGAAAACUUUAAGUUUGCCAGAAAAUUUUAUUGCAGUGAAAUAUUUAUCACUUGUACCAUCUUUGGAUAAUGGAGCAAUUAGUAUAAUGGCAUGUAUUUUAUCAAGCUCUAAUCUUUACUUCUUUGAUCUAAAUCAGUCUUGUGUCAUUGAUAUUCUACAAGUUACCAAACCAAUAAAAAAAAUUGCAGUUUCUUCCACUGGCAGGUAUAUAGCAUAUAUAGAAAAGGAGGGUCAUCUAAAAUUAAUAAUUAAUGAGAAAUUAUUUUCAAAAAAAUGUGAAUCUUUGCAAAAGUUAACAGAACCAUGUAGACCACAUGCACAUGGAAUAUAUGAUCACUUACAAUGUGUUAGACAAAACAUUAAACACGAAUUACGCUUAGAAAGAUUAAUACUUAUUUUAAAAGAAUAUGGAGAAUAUCCUGGAAAAUAUCGAGUAUUAAUAUGGUCGACUAUUCUAAAUUUGCCAGCUAAUAAAUGUUCAUAUAAUGCCUUGGCUAAUAAAGCUGCUAAUAUAAAUUUCACUUCAGACAUAUUAAAAAACUAUCCAUUAGCAAGUAGAAGUAAACAUAUAUUAUUAAUGACUACUGUUCAUUGCUUAAUACAAUGGUGUCCUUUAUUAGUACAAUGUUCAUUUUUACCAAAUUUAGUUUUUCCAUUUCUUAUUAUAUUUCAGGUAAUAAAAUAUAUAAUAUAUAUUCAUAAUAUAUUGAAACAGAUGACACAUCAAGAAAAAUUAAUUGCUUUAUUUUUAUUACAGAAAGAUCUACUACUUGGCUUUGAACUCAUUUUAACUAUAUUAUUGAAUUAUUGUCAAAAGUGGUUUGAAUAUCAUCCUUUACCACCAUUAAAUGUGUUAGGUAUAAUAGAAAAUAUUCUUCUACAAGCAGAUCCGUCCUUGUUAAAUGUUUUUUGUGAACGAGGAAUAACAUCUAGUGAAUAUGCAUGGCCUCUUUUAAAGACUGGUAUGAGUGAAGUCUUAUCUGGUCCUGAGUGGUUAAUUUUAUGGGAUAAUCUAAUAUCCUGUAAAAAACCUUCACUUCUAUUGAUGAGUAUUGUUGCAUACAGUAUAUGUUCCCGUGAAAUUAUCAUUUCUUCAUUACAAGCACAAGAAAAUAUUAAAAGAUAUUUUACUAAACAAGGUCAUAUUGGUGCACAUGAAUUACUGAAAGUUGCUCAACAACUUGAUAAUAAUUUACCAUUAAGAAUACAUCCUAGCCAUUACCUUAGGGAUGAAGUAAUUACAUUACCUUCCAAAGGGCCAUAUCCACCAUUUAUGUUAGAUGAUUUUCCCAAAUUUUUAACAGAUGAAAUCUCUGUUCUCGAAUUAGAAAAGUUGAAGAAAAAACAAAGAAUAAUGCGUCAAUGCAAUCAAAAAGUUAUAGAAAUUGCAGAAAUAAAUAGACUGGAACACGAAGCUAAAGCUUUUAUGGAUCAAAUCAAUCAAACAAGAUUAAAGGAGGCACACAAAUGUUUCAAACAACAAUUGUUUGAUACAAAUUGGGAAAUAAGAACAACAGAACAAGGACCAACAGAAACAUAUAAAGUUAGUUGCGAAUGUAUUUGUGAUCAAUUUCAUGAUAGCUUGCAUUUAAAUUUAGAUACUACAAGUGAUAAAGAUAUUGCAUGUUCGAAAAAUGGUAAAACAAAACGUUAUUUUCAAUUACAAGAAGAUGUGAACAAAUUAGAAUAUGAAGUACAAAGCUUUUUGAGUUCUUUAAGAUCUCAAAAAUCAAAAGUAGUUAAUAGUUAACAUGUUUUGUAUAUUACAAGAUUAUAAUAAAGGAAUUAAUAUUUCUUUUGUAUCAUGCUUGCGGAAAUAAAGAUUUUAAUGUAAAAA
This is a messenger RNA of Bombus pascuorum, 3320 nucleotides long. RefSeq lists its product as uncharacterized. The coding region runs from base 177 to 3233 and encodes 1018 amino acids. NCBI's taxonomy places the organism in Eukaryota, Metazoa, Arthropoda, Insecta, Hymenoptera, Apidae. The record is from RefSeq and is a predicted model, not a curated record. The transcript is spliced from 11 exons. Gene Ontology annotation, molecular function: S-adenosylmethionine-dependent methyltransferase activity; protein binding.